AUGUGCACCAAGAUCCAGCUCAUCUUGAACACCCUUGACCAGGAGAGCGCGAAAGCGUAUGAAAAGGAGAUCGUCCAUGGGAUCGAAACCUCUCUCAGACGAGCGGAACGGGAAGUACUCUUUCUCUGGAGGAGUGUGAUGAACGUCUAUCGAACAACAAGCAAGACGCGCUGGCAGAUCGCUGACGACAAGGACUGGCAAGUCGUCGAUGAGCGUCACGAACUGCAGCUGUAUCUCAAAAUUAUCCCAUACCGACUGAAUCUCGAAGUUGGAAGGCCGUGUACAUUUGCUUGCAAUGUAACUCACAUCAUGCCUGCUCACCUCCAACUCGAGUAUAUCAGGGCUGUGAAGCGCUCAGAUCUAUCCCAUAUUCAAGACAUGCUCUCAAGUGGCGCUUUGUCAUUGUAUAGCGAAAAUGAAUAUGGUGCAUCCCUUCUCCAUUUGGCUGCGUCCCACGGAAACAAAAAUACGAACCGACCCGUCUAUUCGGAUGAUCGCGCGCGUCUUGACCAAUUCGAAUUCGCUGAGACCUUCCAAGAGUGGCUGUCAAUAGUCGAGUCGUGCGGUCUCGACCAGCGAACCUAUCUGGAACAUCUUAUGCCUUGGUUUGCCGAUUACAUGGAAGAUGGGGAUCUGAUAGGCAACGGUGACAAUGCUCGCUUGCAACAAUUCAUCCAUGUGAGGUACGAUGUGACGUACGGAUCAGUUAUGGGACCUGGAUGGACAUGGUGGGUUGAUCCUGACAGCCCAGCAGGCCUUGUUCUGCAAGAGUUCCAAUGUUUUGAUGUGGCCAUUGUGUCUUGGAAGAACAUAUUAUCAUGGAAUGGAGGAAGGUUGAACGACUUUGCUCCUCGAGCCACUGACGGCGUCAUUUGGCCGACAACUCUUGAAAUGUGGGAACAGGUCAUGGAUACCACCAGGGGUUCCUAUACUGAGAUACGUGAAGCUAGACAGCUCCGUGACGCAAGGUUUGCACGGCGCCAAGCAAAGAAAGACAGGAAGGCAGGGCGAACUAGCAAAGUUUGCAAGAUGCCCGGAUCCUGGGUAGAUUGA
Thyridium curvatum is the source of this 1053-nucleotide messenger RNA. RefSeq lists its product as uncharacterized. Bases 1 to 1053 code for a protein of 350 amino acids. The transcript has 4 exons. NCBI's taxonomy places the organism in Eukaryota, Fungi, Ascomycota, Sordariomycetes, Thyridiales, Thyridiaceae. The record is from RefSeq and is a predicted model, not a curated record.